UACAUCUGCACGCAGCCUGGUUCACAUGUUCGACGCCUUCCUUUUCAAUGGCUUUAGAAGUUAGCACAGGAACUUGUGACCUCUGCGGCGCUAUAAGCGACGCCACGGUUCAAGAAUGCAAUAUCCUUGCGUGCACGUUCCAGCACUGCGAGGGCGGCCUGUACCAUCAAGAGUGCUUGGAAAAGUACCUCAAGGCCAACAAGCUCGAAAAGAACCGCAAAACGGGUUUCAAGUGCCCGCGAGGAUGCGGGAAAGGCACGAAGUGGCCGGAGCCGUGCCCGGGGCGGAUCGACAAAUCACAUCCAAUACACCCACGCAACGAGGACAAAAAGAAGACAAAGCUAGCGGCUGUUGUCGUGGAGCCUCAACGGCCAGGAAAGGCUGCGGCACCUGCAGCAGCCAACGGCAAGCCGGGCAAGGGGAAAGAAGAGGCGAAAGCGGAUGCGGGCAAGGACGCCAAAGGCGCUGCCGCCAAGGCUGCGCCCGCGGCAACGAAAGCGGCUCCGGCGGCCGCGGCUGCAGCGCCAGCGGCGAAGACCCUCGUGGUCAAGAAGGAGCCCGCGGUGCUGCCGCCGCGGCCAGAGGUGGUGGCGAAGCAGAAGCUGGCGGAGCAGGUGGCGCUGGCGCGGCGUGAGCUUGGCCUGGGGGGUUCCGCCAUGCCCAGCACCGGGUCAAAGGGAGACCUGCAGGGUAUGGUGGGGGCAGGGGCAACAAAAGCAUCUGCUGCCGCCAGCACCUCCGCCGCGUCGGCGUGGGGCAAGCCCACGGCGCCGCCGCCGGAGCCGGUCAGCCUGCAGCCCACCACGCUAGCACAGCUGCCGCAGUUCCACCAGCUCUUGCAGCAGGCGGUCAACAAGAAGACCGCGGCAGCAGCGAAAACGGCGGCACCAGCAGCGGCGCCGGCACCAGCGCCGACGGCCGCCAAGCCGGCGCCGGCUGUGCCACAACCAGUGCUGAACCCGCCCACGCCCGUGUGGCCUGCGCUGGGCGCUGUACAAACAUCUGCAGCGGCGCUGCUGUCUUCGGCAUCGCUAUCCACACAACAGACGCCGCGGGAGGGCUCGGCACGACCCGCAUCGCCUCCGUCGGCUUGGGGGCAAGCCGCGGCGCCGGUGCCAGCCACGCCAGUUGCAGCUGCAGCGGCUGCAACGCCAGCUCCGGCGCAAGUCACGUCAGCCAGCAACUCCCCAUCGCUACCAAUGCCGCCGGCGGGGUCAGCUCGGUCCGGCACCACCACGCCUACGCCCGCACCAGCGCCCGCAGCGCAGCCAGCAGCAACGGCUACGACAGCCAGCUCAGCGGCGACGACGACGCAAGCGGGGCUAGCAGCUGGUGUGGCGGGGUCGGGCCUGCAAACGUCAACCAGCGGCCGCUCGCUGGCAUCGUCAGAUCAGGCCAGCACCAGUACGGUGGCGACCACGACCCCGGCGGCAGCGGCGGCGGCGGCACUGCAGCGGGGGCAAGCGCUGGUGGGAGCGGAGUACGCGGACGAGGAGGUAAAGGAGACGAAGCUUACGAAAGCGCAGAAGAAGAACCUCAAACGCUCAGAAAAGAAGAAGCUGGAGAGCGGUCCCGAGGGCGAAGAGGGCGCAGCCGGCGAGGGCGAGGGUGCGGCUGCGGCUGCCACUGCCGCCGGGAGCGGCUCAGAUCCGCGGCAAGCUGUCACCAGCACCUCCGCGGCUGCUGCUGCCACCAGGCGUAGCGGCGGCGGUGCGGCCUCCGGCUCCGCCUCUGCCUCGCACCAGCGCGUGGCGUCGCGCGGCUCUGAUGACCCCGACCAGGCCGCCGACGCCGAGGCAGCGGCUGUGAUGGAGGAGCUGUGCAUCAACAGCAUCGUGGCGCGCAAGGUGCUGGCGCUCAUAACGCAGCUGCAGCGGCUGGGCGCGCCGGAGUUUGUGGCGGCCGCGGCGGUGCAGCGGUACGGCAGCAACGUCAUGUCGGCGCUGGAGUGGCUGCUGGUGGCGGGCGCAGAUGCGGCAGCCAGCUCGCCAGAGGUGGUGCUGGCGGCUGCGGCGGAGAGCCCCAGCGCGGCGGCCUCUGAGGUGGACAUCUCCGAGGAGCUGCAGCAGCUCAGCGACCUGCAGGCUGCCAUGGGCGUGCCUACGGAGCUGCUGCAGCAGUGCAUGGUGGACUGCAAUGGCGAUGUGCAGGCCGCCGCCAACGUCGCGCUGGAGCGCCUGCUGGCGGCGCCGUCCGGCUCCGCAGCCUCGCUGCGCGGCGCCGCCGGCAACAGCCGCAGCGGCUCGCCGGCGGUGCGCGGCAGCGGCAGUGGCGCGAUGCAGCUGCAGCCCUCGGCGUCCUUCUAUUCGGUCAGCUCGCUGGACGGCAGCGCGGCGGAGGCGGCGGCGUCGGCCGCUGCAGCGUCUGCCAAGCCGCGCUCGCACUUCGGCGUGCGGCUGCAGGACGACCCCGUCGAGGGCGACGGCGGCGCUGGUGCCACUGCUGGCGGCGGGCUGGGCGGAUACGGCGACUAUGCGUCGGGGCUGCUGCGGGGCAGCGUGGUGCUGGGGGCGUCAGGCUGGGCCAAUGGCUACGGCAGCACCGCGUCCCCCGGCGCCGGCGCGACCGCCUCGGCCGCCGGCAACGGUGCCGUCGCCGGCAGCCGGCUAUCCCGCUGGCUGCGCGACGAGUCGGGCCACGGCGCGGGCCAGGACGAGGAGGCCGCCGCUGCGGGCCCCUCCAGCAGCCGCCUGCGCAACGGGCUGUUGUCGCCCACGGACCCGGUGCUGGAGUCGCCCUUCGCCUCGCACAGCGACAUGGCGCGCGGCCUGGCGGCCUCCGGCAAGGCCGCCACCAGCGAGACGCCCUCGCUGGGCUCCUGGCUGAGCAGCAACGGCUACCACCACAGCAUGGGCCUGGGCCACGGCGGCCAGCCCAGCGGCACCGGCCACUUCAGCUUCGUGUCGGCCAUGAGCAAGCCCACGGCGUCCAUGGCGGCGGGCGGCGGCGGCGGCGGCGGCCUGGAGCCGCUGGCCGAGUACGGCAGCCGCUGGAGCAGCAGCCUGGCCACGCCGGCGCACCCCAUGCCGCCGCCAGGGUUUGGCGGGCGCGGCGGCGGCGCAGCGGAGGCGGAGGCGGUGCAGCACGGCGACAUAGGGGGCGAGGGCGACCUGGCGUCCAUCAUGGGCCUCAUCAAUGGCAAAUAACUGACCAGGACAUGAUGACGAUGCUGAUGCUGAUGACAUGAUGAUGACAACGUCCGCCGGGCCUUGCAGAGGCCUGUGGGGGCGGCGCCGGCGAGGCGUGGGGCAGCUGGCCGGCGAGGCGCCACUCGCAGCAAUGAUCGCGAGAGCCAUUCGCAGUGGCAGUGUUUACAUCGUAGCGCGUGUUCGCAUUGGUGUGCGUUUGUGUGUAAGUGUAUGUGGGCGCGUGUGUGUAGGUCUAGCAUGCGCUGACGGGCCUUUGACUGGUGGGAGGUGGAACAGCGGUCUCAUAGCGACAUGGCCCCCAUACGGCAUGGCCAGUGUAAACUGUUUUACGUGUUUGGUUUUACGUAGUGUGUAGAGCGAAGCUGGGUGACACCUGAAACCUGAAGCGUGCGGUUUGGUGGGCCGCUGCUUGGUUUGGCUCAAAUUCGGCGCUCUAGCGACUGUGCGGGGGUAUGAGGUCAGCUCAGAUUAUGCGUCAGAGGGGCUUCAAAAGAAAUGACGCACACAAGUGUCGCAACCCAGUUCUUGGGAUUGCAUGAGUACGAGAGUGCUUACGGAGUGUGAGAGGGCACCUAUUGAGGGCUGUCACGCAGGAGUUCCACGCCCCGAAAACCAUAGCAGCAGCGGUUGCAGGCCACGGCCUAGGCCGCGGGUCGCAAGCACACAGCGAGAAGGUGGUGUCAGGUGGAGAGCCGUAUGUGCAGUAGCUGAGGCCUCCCGUUAGCGCGGUGAUCGGCGUCAAUGACGUGCACAACGAGUCAAGGAGGCGCUGCCGCUUUGUUUCAGGCGGCGGUGCUGAGGAAGACGCAGCUUUGUCCACGGCUGCGCAGGAUAUAGAGGGAUAAAUGUCCGCCGACCACCAGGAAAGUGGGUUUCCGCGUGGGUGUCGCGGUAUGUGUGCUGUGGAUUGCGCGUUUUUACUUGCCAGGCUCUGGUGCUGCUUAUGGGAGAUGUGGGCUGCUGCGUUUGGGCUGUGUGCGUGUUGCGUGUCCCUAGGGAUGGACGUAUUGACGAAACGAGUUAGCGAUGAAGAAGUAGUAGCGCCUGCGUGCUGCGGCUGGGCAUGCACUGGUGCCGCCGGGAGACAGUCACACCCCCAACUGUCUGCCGGCGAGCAAGCAAGUGUGUGCGGCCGGGUGGCGCGGAGCACACCAGUAGAGGAGGAUUCACGUUCCGUGCAUGAACCACUUAUAUUUGUAGCGGUUGUGAAACUGAACCCUGACUGUGCACAUGCCUCCGUCACGGCGUCCCGUGCUCGCGUGUGUCCGGAUCCGGAAUGCAGCCGUCGAGGUGCCGCUGAUGACUGCCAGCUGCUAUGCCAACCGCAGGUCAGGGCAGCUUCAGCCGCGCGAUGUCUUGUGCACGUCUGACAGUAACAGGUCUCUGGACUGGGAAGACUGUGCAUUAUGGUAAUAAGAUCAAGG
Molecule: messenger RNA, 4573 nt
Organism: Chlamydomonas reinhardtii
Lineage: Eukaryota; Viridiplantae; Chlorophyta; Chlorophyceae; Chlamydomonadales; Chlamydomonadaceae
Exons: 7
Coding region: 48-3146 (1032 amino acids)
Source: RefSeq, a predicted model, not a curated record